This is a messenger RNA of Cyprinodon tularosa, 1152 nucleotides long. RefSeq names its product SLA class II histocompatibility antigen, DQ haplotype D beta chain-like. Gene Ontology annotation, molecular function: MHC class II protein complex binding. The transcript is spliced from 6 exons. The record is from RefSeq and is a predicted model, not a curated record. NCBI's taxonomy places the organism in Eukaryota, Metazoa, Chordata, Actinopteri, Cyprinodontiformes, Cyprinodontidae. Gene Ontology annotation, cellular component: MHC class II protein complex; membrane. Bases 3 to 773 code for a protein of 256 amino acids. Gene Ontology annotation, biological process: antigen processing and presentation of exogenous peptide antigen via MHC class II; positive regulation of T cell activation; immune response.
UAAUGUCUCUUCUCCGAGUUCUCCUUGUCUUUAUCCCCAUCGAGAUAGUAGGUGGUUUUGUAGUCCAUUCAGAGUUCCGCUGUCUGUUUAACUCCACUGAGCUGAAGGACAUCCAGUACAUCUACUCCUACAUUUACAACAAGGUGGAGUUUCUCAGAUUUGACAGCAAUGUUGGGCUUUAUGUUGGAUACACCCAGUUUGGUCUGAGACAGGCUGACAACUUAAAUAGCCAACCUGAAGUUCUGAGGGUGAAGCGUGCUCAGAAGGAGCUGUUCUGUCAGCAUAAUGCUGGGGUCUGGUACAGAAAUAUCUUAAAUAAAUCAGGUGAGCCGUCUGUGACCCUGAGGGCCAUGAAGCUGCCUGCUGGCGGCCAUCCUGCCCUGCUGACCUGCGGCGUCUAUGGCUUCUACCCCAAACCUAUAAGAGUGAGCUGGCUCAGAGACGGACAGGAGGUCACCGCUGAUGUCACUUCCACAGAGGAGCAUUCUGAUGGGGGAUGGCUCUAUCAGGUCCACUCUAAAAUGGAGUACACACCCAGGUCUGGAGAGAAGAUCUCCUGUAGGGUGGAACACGCCAGCCUGAAGGAACCUCUGAUCAAAGACUGGGAUCCGUCCAUGCCAGAGUCAGAGAGGAACCAGGUGGCCAUCGGAGCUUCAGGACUGAUCCUGGGUCUGGUUCUGUCUCUGGCUGGAUUCAUCUACUACAAGAGGAAGGCCAGAGAUCUGCUCCCUGUUCCGACCUUUGAACCCAGAACCGGUCUGAACAUGCGCUGAAGGUUGGUUCUGAUCUCUAGAACUACAGUUCCUCUGUCUGAACCGUGGAUCAGCUUCUCCAUCCUGAUGGUCCCAUCAUGUGAUGCCAUCUGCUGGUCAUAUCACAGCUUGGUUCUUUUUUUUCUGGACCUCUGAAUCUCAUCAUGUCUCAUUAACUUUGUCGUCCACCAUGAAGGAAGGAGGUGUUUAAAGUGAAGGUAGAUGUUGCUAUGGGGAUAAAGCUCGAUGAUGAACCUGACUUACGAAGGAGAAGUCCAUCUGAUUGUCUAUGGAGGUGCGACUGGAACAAUAAUCCCAUGUUUCUGAUGUUUCUGUGUAAUCUGGGUUCAUUGCUUUGCUUUCUAUCAGUGUUUCACAAUAAAUGAAGGUUCUGCUCAAA